Messenger RNA from Chrysochloris asiatica (Cape golden mole), 1253 nucleotides. It is a transcript of the gene GLUL, whose product is annotated as glutamate-ammonia ligase. The transcript is spliced from 6 exons. The record is from RefSeq and is a predicted model, not a curated record. NCBI's taxonomy places the organism in Eukaryota, Metazoa, Chordata, Mammalia, Afrosoricida, Chrysochloridae. Gene Ontology annotation, molecular function: glutamine synthetase activity. Gene Ontology annotation, cellular component: cytoplasm. The coding region runs from base 8 to 1129 and encodes 373 amino acids.
UUCCACCAUGGCCACCUCAGCAAGUUCCCACUUGAACAAAGGCAUCAAGCAGAUGUACAUGGGUCUGCCUCAGGGCGAAAAAGUCCAAGCCAUGUAUAUCUGGAUUGAUGGCACUGGAGAAGGACUACGCUGUAAGACACGCACCCUGGAGAGUGAGCCCAAGUCUAUAGAAGAGUUGCCGGAGUGGAAUUUUGAUGGCUCCAGUACUUUCCAGUCUGAAGGCUCUAACAGUGACAUGUAUCUCAUCCCUGCUGCCAUGUUCAGGGAUCCUUUCCGCAAGGACCCCAACAAGCUGGUGUUGUGUGAAGUCUUUAAGUACAACCGAAAACCUGCAGAGACCAACUUAAGGCAUACCUGUAAGCGCAUAAUGGACAUGGUAAACAGCCAGCACCCCUGGUUUGGAAUGGAGCAGGAAUAUACCCUUAUGGGGACAGAUGGGCAUCCAUUUGGUUGGCCUUCCAAUGGUUUCCCUGGACCUCAAGGUCCAUAUUACUGUGGUGUGGGAGCAGACAAAGCCUACGGCAGGGACAUUGUGGAGGCUCAUUAUCGGGCUUGCUUGUACGCUGGCAUCAAGAUUGGGGGAACGAAUGCUGAGGUCAUGCCUGCCCAGUGGGAGUUCCAGAUAGGACCCUGUGAAGGAAUCAACAUGGGGGAUCAUCUCUGGGUGGCCCGUUUCAUCCUGCACCGUGUAUGUGAAGACUUUGGAGUGAUAGCGACUUUUGAUCCUAAGCCCAUCCCUGGGAACUGGAAUGGUGCAGGUUGUCACACCAACUUCAGCACUAAGGUCAUGCGAGAAGACAAUGGUCUGAAGUACAUUGAGGAGUCCAUUGAGAGACUAAGCAAGCGGCACCAGUACCACAUUCGUGCCUACGAUCCCAAAGGGGGCCUGGACAACGCCCGGCGCCUAACUGGAUUCCACGAAACCUCCAACAUCAACGACUUUUCUGCCGGCGUGGCCAACCGUAGCGCCAGCAUCCGCAUUCCUCGGACUGUCGGCCAGGAGAAGAAGGGUUACUUUGAAGACCGCCGCCCCUCUGCCAACUGUGACCCCUACUCAGUGACAGAAGCUCUUAUCCGCACCUGUCUUCUCAACGAGACCGGUGAUGAGCCUUUCCAGUAUAAAAACUAAGUGGACUAGACCUCCAGCCAUGAAACCCCUCCCAGCUCUUCAUCCCAUGCCCACUGUUCCCUUCCCCCACGUGUUCCUACUAGCUGUAACUCAAAGGGCAGAAUAUCAAGGUCUUUUUUAUUCC